This is a messenger RNA of Pestalotiopsis fici W106-1, 1470 nucleotides long. RefSeq lists its product as uncharacterized. NCBI's taxonomy places the organism in Eukaryota, Fungi, Ascomycota, Sordariomycetes, Amphisphaeriales, Sporocadaceae. The coding region runs from base 1 to 1470 and encodes 489 amino acids. The transcript has 7 exons. Gene Ontology annotation, molecular function: amino acid transmembrane transporter activity. The record is from RefSeq and is a predicted model, not a curated record. Gene Ontology annotation, biological process: amino acid transmembrane transport. Gene Ontology annotation, cellular component: membrane.
AUGAUUGCCCUCGCUGGUGCCAUUGGAACGGGUUUGUUUCUGGGCAGUGGAAAGUCCAUACAGCGUGCUGGCCCCGUCGGCACUUUAAUCGGUUACGCAAUCAUUGGCGGUCUCGUCAUUUGCGUUAUGCUAUGCCUGGCCGAGCUGUCGGCGCUCGCCCCCGUCUCGGGCGCCUACGUGCGCCACGCCGAGUAUUUUGUCGACCCGGCCCUCUCCUUUGCCAUUGGCUGGGUCGCCGUCUACGGGCCCUGUGUGAGUGUUCCGAGCGAGUGGGUGGCCGUUAGUACCAUUGUGCGAUAUUGGACGGACCUGCACUCGGUUGUCUCCUUUUUGACCAACAUAUUUCUUAUCCGCAUCUUUGGCGAGGUGGAACUGGUAUCUGCCAUGCUCAAGAUUGCUCUCAUAAUUGGGCUGAUCUUCUUCGGACUCAUAUACGAUCUUGGCGGUGUACCUGGACAGCCACGAUUGGGUUUCUGGUACUGGGUUGAGCCUGGUGCGUUUGGAGAAGGAUAUCUUGUCCAAGGCUCAGUUGGCAGAUUUUGUGGCUUCUUCUCCGUCUUUGUUAAUGCGGUCUACUCUUUUGCUGGAGUCGAGACGACCUCUAUCGCAGCGGCCGAGACCAAGAAUCCGCGGCGAAAUAUACCACGAGCCGCAAAGCAUAUAUUCGUCCGAGUCUUUGUCUUUUAUAUUCUAUCGCUGUUCGUCGUGGGCUUGAUUGUUCCAUCGAAUGAUCCCCGGCUUCUCACGUCCACCGGGAAUGCAGCCCAGUCUCCAUUCGUCAUCGCUGCGCAGAAAGCCGGCGUCCGAGUUCUACCAAGCAUCAUCAACGCCGUGGUCAUCACGUCGGCUUGGUCCUCGGGCAAUCACGGUCUACUCCAAGGGUCGAGAUCGCUAUACGCACUAGCGCUCGAGAGCAAGGCGCCGGCUUUCUUCCAGAGGACUUCGAGAUGGGGCAUUCCCUAUCUGUGCGUCAUAUUCCAGAGUUCCUUCAUGUUCCUGGCCUACAUGUCGCUCAACUCGGGGUCUAAUACGGUGUUUGGGUGGCUCUCCAACUUGACUGCUUCUUCGACGCUGGCGGUGUGGAUUGUGAUUGGUAUUUGCUCGCUCCGUGUAAGACGGGCCAUGGCAGUCCAGGGUAUCCCACAACACGAGUUGCCGUAUUCGGCUCCAUUGCAGCCGUAUCUUGCACAUGUGGUCUUGUGGUUCAGCUGUUUCAUCAUGCUCACUGGCGGGUUCUAUGUCUUUGUUGACGGCCAGUGGGACGUGUCCGACUUUUUCUCGUCAUAUUUCACCAUUCCCUUGUGCCUGGUGCUCUAUUUUGGAUGGAAGGCUUUCAAGAAGACCAGUAUAGUGCCGCUAGACAAGGUGCCGGUUGCUGCCUUUAUUGCUAUUGCAAAAGCGAACCCAGAGCCGCCUCUCAGGAAGAGGAAGGGGGUUGUAGGUUGGUUGGGGAGGUUUUGGUGGGACUGA